UUUCUACCACCACCACCACCACCACCCACCACUACCACCACCACCACCAUCUUCUCCGGCGGAAUCAAAAUGGGCGUAAACUCAAACAGGGUUGAGCACAUUUGGAACCCCGAAGCACCGCCACCGGCCGAAACCCUAGAAACCGCCAUAAGUGUCACCAUUUCUACACAUGCAAUACAAAUGCCGCCGCCGUCGGAGGCGCACAAGGUGUGCAUGCCGCCAGCAAGAACCACCGCGCAGAAGCUCCGGCACCGCCUCUCGGAGAUCUUCUUCCCCGACGACCCCCUCCACCGGUUCAAGGAUCAAACACGGUUCAGAAAGUUGGUUCUAGGGUUGCAGUUUUUCUUUCCUAUUUUUCAGUGGGCCCCACAUUACAGCCUCGAUAUGCUCAAGUCCGACGUCGUCUCCGGUCUCACGAUCGCGAGCCUCGCAAUCCCACAGGGUAUUAGUUAUGCAAAGCUAGCAAAUUUGCCACCCAUAGUUGGUCUAUAUUCGAGUUUUGUACCACCGGUGACAUAUUCGGUUCUUGGAAGCUCUCAUCAUCUAGCUGUGGGACCCGUCUCGAUAGCGUCACUCGUGAUGGGAACAAUGCUAAGCGAAACCGUUUCCUACACCGAAGAACCGAUUCUUUACCUUAAACUGGCUUUCACAGCUACAUUCUUUGCAGGAUUAUUCCAAGCUUCUCUUGGCUUUCUAAGAUUAGGAUUUAUUAUCGACUUUCUGUCGAAGGCGACACUAGUUGGAUUCAUGGCUGGUGCGGCCGUAAUUGUUUCACUACAACAGCUAAAAGGGCUACUCGGAAUAGUCCAUUUCACUACCAAGAUGCAACUCGUUCCCGUUUUGUCCUCCGUUUUUCAUCAAAAAAAUGAGUGGUCUUGGCAAACAAUUGUUAUGGGAGUUGGUUUCUUGGUAUUGUUACUCACAACAAGGCAAAUUAGCAUGAGAAAGCCGAAACUAUUUUGGAUUUCGGCCGCUGCUCCAUUAGCAUCGGUUAUCCUAUCGACAAUUCUCGUCGUCUGCCUUAAAUCCCAACUCCCCGGAAUUAAAACCAUUGGUCAUUUGCCUAAGGGAUUGAAUCCACCUUCUUCAAACAUGCUAUAUUUUCAUGGAACUCACUUAGCUCUAGCAAUCAAAACCGGUCUCGUAACCGGAAUACUCUCUCUCACGGAAGGAAUCGCAGUUGGAAGAACAUUUGCAUCUCUAAAAAAUUACCAAGUUGAUGGUAAUAAAGAAAUGAUGGCCAUUGGCCUAAUGAACAUGGCUGGCUCUUGUUCGUCGUGCUACGUUACAACCGGAUCAUUUUCGAGAUCAGCUGUGAAUUACAAUGCGGGAGCGAAAACUGUGGUCUCGAACAUAAUAAUGGCUUCGGCAGUGCUCGUGACAUUAUUAUUUCUCAUGCCAUUAUUUCAUUACACUCCCAAUUUAAUAUUGGCAGCAAUAAUUAUAACGGCUGUGAUUGGCCUUAUUGAUUACGAGGCAGCUUAUAAUCUGUGGAAAGUCGAUAAGCUCGAUUUUUUAGCUUGCUUGUGCUCGUUUCUCGGUGUUCUGUUCAUAUCAGUUCCUCUUGGUCUUGCUAUAGCAGUCGGAGUUUCGGUUUUCAAGAUUUUAUUACACGUGACGAGGCCAAACACGGCUGUGUUAGGGAAUAUUCCGGGCACUCAAAUAUACCAAAAUGUUGGAAGAUAUAGAGAAGCUGUGAGGGUUCCGUUUUUUCUAGUUAUUGCAGUUGAAGCUCCUAUGUACUUUGCGAAUUCGACUUAUUUGCAAGAACGGAUAAUACGGUGGAUUAGAGAGGAGGAAGAGUGGCUAGCAUCAAACAAUAGAAGCAACAUCAAAUGUGUUAUACUAGAUAUGACAGCUGUGACCGCGAUAGAUACGAGCGGUAUCGACACUAUCAGUGAACUCAGAAAGAUACUUGAUAAAAGAUCGCUUAAGCUUGUGUUGGCAAAUCCUGUCGGAAGUGUAAUGGAGAAACUGCAUCAGUCGAAUGUGUUGGAAUCGUUCGGUUUGGAAGGACUUUAUCUAACGGUCGGAGAAGCAAUUACCGAUAUUUCUUCUUCAUGGAAAGCUCAUCCCUGAAAAUAAAUAUUGCCUUUUUUUUUUUAAUAUAAAUUUUAAUUACAUAGAUGUAUGAUGUAGGAUGUAAGGGAAACUCUUUUUUUUUUUUUUUUUUUUUUUUUUUUUUUUGUAAGAGGAUUUGUAGCUCAAAUGUAUGAACUAUUUCAAGAAGAGGUUUUGUAAUGAGUAUCUUUAAUAUAUAUACCAUAUGCUCAAUGUGAAGUGAUGGUUAGAUUUUCCAA
Molecule: messenger RNA, 2300 nt
Organism: Erythranthe guttata (spotted monkey flower)
Lineage: Eukaryota; Viridiplantae; Streptophyta; Magnoliopsida; Lamiales; Phrymaceae
Product: putative sulfate transporter 3.4
Biological process (GO): transmembrane transport
Cellular component (GO): membrane
Source: RefSeq, a predicted model, not a curated record